AUGCCACAAAUCGCGAUUCUCCGACCUAUCGCCUCCUCACGCACCUCGCAUUUCGUCCAGAGUUCCGACCCUUCAUCGAAGAAGUCGCCUUGGAUUUCUCUCGCUGCGACUCGUAUCGACUGUGACUUCGUCGAAAUCGCAAAGGGACGAUUCUGGGAUGUCGGCUUUGCGACGCGGGAAACGCUCAGGCGAUUCACAGUACGGUCGAAUCAAGCGGGCGAAUUCAACGACUGGCAUAUCGAGCGGGCACGCCUCCUUCCGCAGGGCGAGCUGCGUCUUCUCGGCGGGCGCAAGUCUGCCGGUGUGCAUCUCUCUCCCAUCUUCCCGAGUGACUUAGCGAUUCUCGACGUCGAGAUCAGCAUUUGCCCUUCAUGCUUCGACCGCUUGACCAUCGAUUCGGAAGAAACCCUCACUCACCUCUCUAUCCUCGUUCGCGCCGACGACUUCGACCUGAGCGCAUUGUACAAUCUGCGCAGCCUCACCAUCAUGUCUCGGGCGGUCUCAAUCAGCAGCGCCGGCAAUUUCUUCGCGGCUGUUUCCGCAACUCUCGCUUCGGCCGCCGAACUCGACCACCUUCAUGCCGUAGCGCUCACCUGCGGCAGCGGCGAGCGAAGCCUCUGGCCGAAGUGGAUAUCCAGAACGCCCUCGAUGCCCCUGCACACCUGCCUCCCGACGUCUCUCCUUUCUCUCGACAUCGCCGACGCACGCUUCGACUACGACGACCUCAUCCCGCUCACCAAUAAGCGCAACCUCCCUUCCCUCAGGCGCAUCAUCCUCUCAAAAGGUACUCUCGGCUCGAUGAUUUGGCCCUUCGACAAGUGCGAGCCGGAGUUGAUCAAGUCGACUGUCGAAGGACAUGCGGCGAAUCGAGGAGUGCUCGUCGAGUGGAUGGCGGAAGCGUAG
Molecule: messenger RNA, 903 nt
Organism: Rhodotorula toruloides NP11
Lineage: Eukaryota; Fungi; Basidiomycota; Microbotryomycetes; Sporidiobolales; Sporidiobolaceae
Exons: 2
Coding region: 1-903 (300 amino acids)
Source: RefSeq, a predicted model, not a curated record